This is a messenger RNA of Ustilago hordei, 1239 nucleotides long. RefSeq lists its product as uncharacterized. Gene Ontology annotation, cellular component: endoplasmic reticulum membrane. The transcript has 2 exons. Bases 1 to 1239 code for a protein of 412 amino acids. NCBI's taxonomy places the organism in Eukaryota, Fungi, Basidiomycota, Ustilaginomycetes, Ustilaginales, Ustilaginaceae. The record is from RefSeq and is a predicted model, not a curated record.
AUGGGCAGAAUCACCGACUGCAAUCUUCGAAAAGAGGCCCUAUCCGCCCUCCAUCCUCCCGCGCUCAACGCGAGACUCGCAGAUGGAGCAAGCGAGAGGGAUGAUGCCGAUACGCUCAGCAUUCGUUCUCGUCACACACUCGGCGAUUUGGGUAGCCGCACCAACACCACCGCCACCACUUCCGACGAAGAAGAUGACGAUCCUUGGUCGGCGAUUCCUCGGCGGAUGCCUGCUUCGCUUUCCACCAGCAUGGCUUCUGGUUCGAUUGCCAUGCUGACGCGCGCACAACGGAGACAGUUGCUGUGGCGCGCACUGGCACAGUUUUUGGCACUAUUCGCUAUAUCUCUCGUCGGUCUGGCAGCAACACUAUGGCUCGCUUUACCAGUCAUCGCGCCAGAAGACAAACGAGCAUUGAGGAUGCCUCGCUCAUUCGAAGAGCUCCAGGCUCUCAACUCGGUGCUGGGACACUAUAGAGACUCGCACUUCUAUCGCGUUCUGCUCUCUUGGGUCCUCGUUGAUGUCUUUCUUCAGGCUUUUUCCAUUCCGGGAAGCAUGUAUAUGAGCAUAUUGGCAGGGGCUUUGUUUGGAGUCCCCUUGGCCCUCCCGCUCGUUUGUGCGAGCGUGGCGAGUGGCGCAACACUUUGCUAUCUUAUCAGUAGAACGCUCCGUCUCGUACUCCUGGCGCUUCCAAGUUGGCAGGCAAGAGUGGAGCAUUGGAGGCACAAGAUGGACCAACAUCAAGAUGAUAUCUUGUCCUACCUCAUCGUCUUACGAAUGAUGCCCCUCCCCCCGCACAACAUAGUCAACAUACUCUCACCACACCUCGGAAUCUCAAUCUCCAUCUUCUGGCUUUCCACCUUCGUCGGCAUCUUAACCGUCUCGCUAAUUCACACAACGAUAGGAGAGAAACUGGACGAAAUGACAUCCGCAGACGACCUCAACAUCGUCUCACUGCGAAACAUACUUCUGUUGCUCGGCGUAUGCAUAGCCGUGCUAAUCCCCGUAGCUGCAAGGAAGUGUAGUAAAGCACAUGCCUGGGAAAACGCAAUCGAGCCGUCUCAUGGUCCCCUGUAUUUAGAUGAACAUGAUGCAGAUGGGCAGGAGGAGCAAGAGCAGCAAGAGCAGCAAGAGCAGCAAGAUGAACAGCGAAUACCGUAUUCUUUGGGACAUCCUUCUCUACUGGGAGCAAGGUACGUAGACGUCGAAGAAGGAUCCCCGCAAGGGUUGGGUCGAGUCUAG